Molecule: messenger RNA, 4107 nt
Organism: Ctenopharyngodon idella (grass carp)
Lineage: Eukaryota; Metazoa; Chordata; Actinopteri; Cypriniformes; Xenocyprididae
Product: UDP-glucuronosyltransferase 2A3-like
Exons: 2
Coding region: 132-1739 (535 amino acids)
Molecular function (GO): UDP-glycosyltransferase activity
Source: RefSeq, a predicted model, not a curated record
GAGGGUAAUGCCCCUUGCCAUUUAAUGAUUGUUAAAUAAACUUUCAAACAAGGACAAAGACUGUGCUUGUAGUUGGAUGACUUGCACUCCAUUCAACAAAAGUUAACCUGGUAGAUUUUCCAAAAUACACAAUGAUAGGUACUAUAAAUGGACAGGUUUUUCAGGUACUUGGGCCAAUCAUGCUAACCCUCCUUCUGACGACUGUCCCAGUUGUUCGGAGCGGGAAGGUUCUCGUCUUUCCCGUGGGUGGCAGUCACUGGAUCAACAUGAACAUCUUGGUUGAAGCACUUCAUGCCAAAGGACACAAAGUUACAGUCAUUCGGAUAGCAGACAGCUGGUACAUCAAAGAAUUCUCACCUCACUACACAUCAAUCAAUCUCAAGUCUGAAGGAGGAUUUAGUGAAGAAUUACUCGAGACAUUUGCAUCCAGACUAAUGGGAAUUAUGAGGGAGGGUUCGAUCUGGGCUCGUCUGAAGCUGGACUUAAUAAUGUGGAAAAGUUUCUUAGGGAUGCUUGAAGUAGAAAACAAGAUUAUAAUCAACAUGUUUGAAGACCAGCAGCUAAUGCAGUCCUUAAAAGAUUCCAAAUAUGAUUUGAUUCUAACAGAUCCAGCCAUGUUUGGAGGUGUCCUAUUGGGUCAUUAUCUCAAACUGCCCAUUGUCUACAAUGUCCGUUGGACAGUUUACAGUGAGGCUCAUUUUGUAAUAGCUCCUUCACCACUUUCUUAUAUUCCUGCUUCAAUGCUGGAGUUAUCAGACCGCAUGAGUUUCUUGGAAAGAGUGAAGAAUGUUGUGAUGUACAUCAUACCAGAAAUAAAGCUAGCUAUCAUGAUUACUCCAACUUAUAAUGCACUUUGUGAACGCUUCAUUGGCCCAGGAACAUCCUACUUAUCUUUACUUCAGGGUGCUGAUCUGUGGCUCCAUAGAGCUGAUUUUAUUUUUGAAUUUCCACGUCCCACUAUGCCGAACAUUGUCUACAUUGGAGGUUUUCAGUGCAAGCCAUCAAUGCCUCUUCCACAAGACCUGGAGGACUUUGUGCAGAGCUCUGGUGAGCAUGGUGUCAUCAUCAUGUCUCUGGGCACUCUCUUUGGUCAGCUUCCUGAUGAUGUGGCUGAGGCAAUUGCUGAAGCUUUUGCAGAACUUCCACAGAAGAUCAUCUGGAGGUACAAAGGAAAGAGACCAUCUGCACUGGGGAACAACACCUUAAUGAUGGACUGGAUUGCUCAGAAUGAUCUUUUGGGUCAUCCUAAGACCAGAGCCUUUGUGGCACAUGGAGGAACCAAUGGAAUUCAAGAAGCCAUCUACCACGGGGUGCCAAUCAUUGGAUUUGGGCUGAUUUUUGACCAGCUUAGUAAUCUUUUAAAUAUGAGAGUAAAGGGUGUAGCUAAGAAUGUAGACUUUGCCACAGUGGAUAAGGACGCCUUUCUUAAAACUGUUAAAGAGGUUCUUUAUGAGCCCUCUUAUUGGGAGAACAUGCAGAGGCUCUCAAGGCUUCACAAGGACGUCCCAGUGAAGCCUCUGGACAACGCCAUUUUCUGGAUUGAGUUUGUUAUGAGGCACAAAGGUGCCGCUCACUUGCACACAGACUCUUACAAAAUGCCCUGGUACUCUUAUCACUCUGUUGAUGUCAUACUGUUCCUGCUUUCUGCCGUGUCACUCAUGAUCCUGAUCAUAUAUACGGUUAUCAAGUAUUUCUGCUGCAGAAUAUGCAUGAGAAAAACAAAAAACAAGCUACAGUAAUGAAGAUGAGGUUUUAGGAUUUGCAUUACUUUCCUACUUUCCUUUUUUACAGUAUGUUUAUACCUUUAUAAAGCAUUUUUCGUCAACGGAAAACAACAAACAUAUUUCAUUACUUGACAUAGUAAACAUGUCUUAUUCUGAAUGUCACAAGCAGUAGUGACACUUCCAUUGGGGCAACCUGUGAUUGUGAUUAUGUACUGCUCAGGAGCACAGUGGUGGUAGAUGUUUCCAGUUUAUGAUUCACAUCUAGUACAAGUAUCACUUCACUUGUUUGUGUUUUAUCAGUCUGUAUAAAAGUGGUUUUCAUUACUUUUCUCAUUUGUGUUCGCUCAGGUCUCAUUGGCCAAUAUACUGACUUGGUUAUGAAACAUGAAUUACAUUUUUUUUUUUUUUUUUACAGUUGCUAGGAAACAUUUCUCAAUACUAAGGGUGCUUUUUCAAAACUCUUCAUACAGUUCUUCUUACCAACUUAAUUUCACAUUCAAAAUGCACUAAAACUCCAAACCACUUCACAUAUGUCUCAAAUCAAGUCAUUCUUCCGUAACACUAGUAAAGGUUGUCAUACAACAAACACACUUUGUCACUCAUAAAACAACCUAAAAAUGUUUUCACAGUGUAUUCUUUUGUAAAAUGUCUUUACAAAAAAAGAAUGACACUCUUUCUACUGUUUAUAAUACACUGCAGUAUAAAGCAUUUUUUCCACUGCAUGGGACAGCUCGGCAUGGUACUGCUUGCUUAAAUAGUACCACCUCGGUUCAGGUUCCAAGCGAGCUGUACCGUAAUACUAAAAUGUGACGUGUAAACACUGCAGAUCUCUGAUUGGUCAGAGAGAAUCGUCACUACCGUCGUGGAUUUGAAACACGAGACACCAAACCUUCUAGAUUUAAAUAGUCAGUAACAGCCACCACAGUAUCAUUUGUUUGCACAACUUUUUUGAAUGACUUGCUGUAAACGACCUUCGCACGCAACUUGAAAAAAGAAAUGGCUGUAUCGUGGUCAGUAGACGAGGUGCAGACGUUCCUCUCAUUGGUAGAUGAGGAGCGGAUCCACGGCAUUAGAGGCGGUGCAACUAUAACGAUCAGCCUAUAAUCCCACCCACUUUGAAGUGGUACUAAACUGCAGUGGAAAAGCAAACCGAAAGUAAAGCGAGCUGUACCGCGCCGAGCCGAGUCGUACCACACAGUGGAAAAGCGGAAAAUGAUCCAUGUUUACAUUACAGUACAAAAUUAUAAGUUUUGUAUAACUUUUGUAUAGAUGGUAAUAGAGUUGUCAAAAGUACCGACUGUGGUACCUAUCGGUACUGAAAUUUUAAAAAUAUGAUGCUUUGAGCGUUGUUGAACGGAUUCGUAAACACCUCUGACUGGCCAUUGUGUUGAUGUGCUCGUCGGAUAUAUCUGUGAUUGGCUUCAAUGAUCAACGCAUGGCAGCAUUUGAAAGCACACGGAAGUGUUUGAAUUUGAAAGCGGGAGCGUUUGAAAGCAGGCGUGUAUCAGCGGACUGGUCUGCGAUAGACGCCUGCUUUCAAACGCUCCGGAAUGUAUCUGUGUAAGCACUCGGUGAAGAGCUUCAUUGAUGACUAUUUACAAUGUUUUUACAGCGUUGAUCAUUGAAGCCAAUCACAGACAUAUCUGAUGAACCCUGAACACAAUGGCCAAUCAGAGGUGUUUACGAAUCCGCUCAACAGUGCUCAAAGCAUCACAUUUUUAAAAUUUCAGUACCGACUAGGUUCCGAAGUCAGUACUUUUGAGAACUCUAGAUGGUAAUGAAAUUAAAAGGCUAAAAUCUGUGUACGUGUUCAUCUACAUAUAAUUGUUUUGGUAGUAUUUAAAUUUUAGAUCAGAAUAUAUUUCAAUAUGGUAUAUACUAUAGAAAUUGCUGUCAUAUUCAGUUUUGUAUUAUGCUAAGUUUUUAAACUUAAGUUUAAGAGUUUUGAAAAGACUUUUGAAAAUGUGCAAAUUGGCCUGAAGGUACAUAGACUUGUGGUGGUGUUUGUGUCUAAGUGAGAAAAGAAUUCAUGUAAUUUGAAUAAUGUAGUCAUUGAAUGCAUUUAGUGCCAAAGCAAUGGAAGAUGACCUACAGUUUAGCCCACAUAUGAUGUUGUGCUCACUGUGUAAGACUUGAAGACAAAAACUGAGAACAAGAACCCUGCAAUAAAGCAAUAAAGCUUAUCCGGAGAGAAGAUCUCAAAGAAAUAGCAUAGGACAACGCCUUGCCCUCACACAUCUACAGGGUGCAAUCCACCACUGUGUGCAUGUGCAUUUCAACUGAUGUUAUGCAUUUAUUAUUUCUGAAAUGGCUUCUAAUUGUUCAACUAUGAAAUUGACAUGAUACAUUUUUACUUGACAAAUAAAAUGUUAUAUUUGAUUUA